Hyposmocoma kahamanoa is the source of this 5124-nucleotide messenger RNA. RefSeq lists its product as uncharacterized. The record is from RefSeq and is a predicted model, not a curated record. Gene Ontology annotation, molecular function: nucleic acid binding; RNA-DNA hybrid ribonuclease activity. The transcript has 3 exons. Lineage: Eukaryota; Metazoa; Arthropoda; Insecta; Lepidoptera; Cosmopterigidae. Bases 1 to 5124 code for a protein of 1707 amino acids.
AUGUUUGGACACCGCACGCCUAUGCGGAAAAAUGACCAGGGUCAGGCACCCAGAACCCCACCCGAAAUAUCUCCGACACAAGUUCCAAACGUUAGAAAGAGCGUAGGCGAAUGGGAGUCGGGAAAGAAGGACAUCUCCGAACGCUCUCCUUUGAAAAGCGCCCCCGAAACUUCGAAAACAAAACGGGCAAUAGUUUUGUCGCUGGACCACAAGACGUACACCCGCAAAACAUCAGCGGAAGCCACAAGCCCAUCAACAACAGCUAGCUACAAAGACAAAACAACAGAGGCUAGGGCAAACUUGCAAAAGGCCAAAUUGCACCUAAAUAGCGCGCGCAACCUAAAAACGGAAAUAAAAGAAGCGGUAUUACAGGCCGUGGAGCGCCUGUACCAAAUAGUCAAGGAGUCAGAAGCUGACGCAAAGGCCAAGACAAAGGAGACCGGAAAGAGAAAAGAGAACGAUGCCACAAAGAGUGGUGAAGCCCAACCAGCAUGCAAAGACGGAAGCCUAUUAAUAACACGGCUUGAGGAGCACUCCAAGUUACUCCUGGAAAAUAACCAAAGGAUGGAAGAACUUAAAGCCACAAUGGAGAAGAACAACGAGGAAAGAGCGACCUACUCAACCGUGGCCGCAAGCAAGCCACUUCACCCACACGCCGAAAGAGUAGCAUUGCACUCCAUUGUGGUCUCAUCUGAGGACGAUACAGAAAGCGGAGAGCAAGUGCUUGACAAAGUACGGGAGGCAGUAGAUGCCAAGGAAGGCUGGGUUAGGGUAGAGAGGGUCCGGAAGGCCAAGGACCGCAAAAUUAUAAUGAGCUGCCGAACAAAAGACGAAAGGGCCCAAAUCAAGGAAAGAUUAGAAAAAUCAGGAAAGCGCCUCGUGUGCGAGGAGGUCCAAAACAAGGACCCUCUCCUGAUCCUCAAAGAUGUCUUAAAUAAGAACAACGACGAGGACAUUGAAAAGGCUCUCAAAAAUCAAAAUCGGCACGUUUUCAGCGGCCUCGAACCAAAGGACCUUAGAAUGACCGUAAAGUAUAGAAGGAAGGCUCGAAACCCACUAACAGGCCAUAUCGUGCUGAGCGUGUCCCCUGCACUAUGGAAAAGAGCGAUAGAAGCCGGCGCACUGCACAUAGACCUGCAGCGCAUCAAAGUGGAAGACCAAUCGCCGCUAGUUCAGUGUACAAGGUGCCUGGGAUACGGCCACGGGAAACGGUACUGCAAAGAGGCAGUGGACCUAUGCAGUCAUUGCGGAGGCCCUCACCUUCGAGCGGACUGCAACCUGCUGGCAAUCUCCCCUUCCUGCAGAAACUGUACACUAGCAAAGCAAGAGCAUACUGAGCAUAACGCUUUCAGCCAGACAUGCCCGAAAAAGAAACUCGCAACCGACGAGCUUAUGAUCGAGGCAGGGAAGCGAGGUAUAGCUCUGGCACUCAUCCAAGAACCGUAUGUGGGCGCAACUGCAAGAAUGAAGGAUUACCGGGGAGCAAGGAUUUUUCAGAACACCGGCGAAGGUACAGUCAAGGCGGCAAUUGUUGUGUUUGACAACAAUAUUGACAUAAUCCAAUACCCUGAACUCACCACAAACAACAUCAUAGUGGUGGGUGCCCGAACCGGCGCCUGGAGGAUCACCCUGGUAUCUUUCUACCUUGAUAAGGACCAGCCUAUAGGACCAGAUCUUGAACAUCUCAGGAGAGUUGGAGAGAUGACAGACUACAAAUGGCUUGUCAUAGGGGGGGAUGCUAAUGCCAAAAACACCUGGUGGGGAGCUCAAAAGACCGACAAGAGAGGAGAGGAAAUGUUAGGAGUCCUUGACUCCAUGGAAAUGCAGAUACUCAACUAUGGAGUGAUACCGACUUUCGACACAAUAAGAGGCGGGAAGCGCUACAGCAGCCACGUCGACAUCACAGCUUGCACGACGGACCUAUUGGACAGGGUGGACGACUGGAGAGUUGACGAAGGUUUGACAAGCUCGGACCACAAUGGUAUUGCAUUCAACAUAAAUAUACAAAAAUCUAAAGGCAUAAGCAUCUCCAGAACCACGAGACAAUAUAAUACGAGAAAGGCAAAUUGGACUGAGUUUCAUGUGAAACUCAGCCAAUUAAAACAAGAACAACAAGUAACACUGGAGAUGCUGUGCAACAUAAACGAGACAAAACAAUUAGAAAAAUUUAUAACAAAAUUUACAAAUAUAGUGACCACAACAUGCCUACACUCAAUACCGAAAAAGAAAAAUAGCCAAAAGCUUACCAUACCAUGGUGGUCCGAUCAUCUUGAACAGUUGAAGAGGGAAGUCGUCACCCGAAAAAAUAGAAUCAAGCGCGCUGCACCAAUCCGCCGGGCGAGAGUAGUCGACGAGUAUCUGCAGAAAAAAGAGGAGUAUGAGAAGGAAGCUGUGAGAGCUCAAAUAAAAGGAUGGAAGGAGUUCUGCGAAAGACAGGACGGGGAGAGCGUGUGGGACGGUGUCUACCGGGUUAUCGGUAGAACCAAAAAGAGAGAAGAAGACCUUCCACUCGAGAGAAAUGGGCAAAUACUGGACGCAAAAGGCUCAGUGCGGAUUUUGGCGGAGACUUUCUACCCAAACGAUAACAGGCAGGACGACAAUGCUGAACAUAGCAAAAUUAGGGCAACGGCGGAGGAAAUAAAUAUGAAAGAGGACAUCAUAGAUACACCGUUCACAAAAACGGAACUAACUAUGGCAACCAAAUCAUUCAACCCCAAAAAAGCCCCCGGCUCGGAUGGGUUUACCGCUGACAUUUGCGCCAAAGUAAUUGAAAACGACCCCGACCUGUUUUUGAAAAUAGUAAAUAAGUGCUUGGAGCUCACGUAUUUCCCAAACAUAUGGAAAGAGGCGACAGUAGUGGUACUGAAAAAACCAGGAAAAGACAAUUAUAGGACCCCCAAAUCAUACAGACCAAUAGGAUUACUACCAGUCUUCGGUAAGAUCUUUGAGAAGAUGCUGAUGACACGAAUUAAAUACCACCUAAUUCCGAGGAUGAGUACUCGCCAGUACGGAUUCAUGCCCCAGAGAAGCACGGAAGACGCCCUCUAUGCCCUAAUGCAGUACAUACGCACCAACCUUAACCAGAAGAAGGUAAUCACAAUGGUAUCUCUGGACAUAGAGGGAGCGUUUGAUAGUGCAUGGUGGCCAGCAAUAAGAGUCCGACUGGCUGAGGACAAGUGUCCGAGUAACUUAAGGAAAGUCAUCGACAGCUACCUAAAAGAUAGGAAGGUGAACGUAAGGUACGCUGGAGAGCAAUUCUCAAGGAAGACCGAUAAAGGCUGCGUGCAGGGAUCGAUUGGGGGUCCAAUACUAUGGAACCUGCUGCUCGACCCACUACUAAGAGAGCUCGAAGCUAAAGGGGAAAUGUGUCAGGCCUUCGCGGAUGACGUCGUUCUGUGCUUCGACGGGGACACUGCGCAGGAAAUAGAAACACGCGCCAAUGCUGUUCUCGAACGUGUGCGGGAGUGGGGUGUCGCAAAUAAGCUAAAAUUUGCACCACAAAAGACCAAUGCAAUGGUGAUCACUAGAAAGCUAAAAUGCGACACCCCACGCCUGAGCAUGGGCGGGACAAACGUUGGCGUAACAAACGAAAUCAAACUCUUGGGAGUCACUAUUGACAACCAGCUUACGUUCAACACCCACGUCAAAAAUAUGUGCACUAAAGCAGUGGCUGCAUACAAGCAACUAACACGAGCGGCAAAGAUAAGUUGGGGCCUACACCCUGAGGUUGUACGCAUCAUUUACACCGCCACGAUCGAACCAAUACUUUUGUAUGCAGCCAGUGUUUGGGCACCAGCCGUCACAAAGGUUUGCGUCAAAAGAAAGCUCGAUGCCAUGCAACGCGGAUUCGCACAGAAAAUCUGUAAGGCCUAUCGCACAGUGUCUCUCAACUCGGCCCUGCUGUUGUCUGGGAUACUUCCUCUGGACCUCCGAGUCCGUGAGGCGGCAUCGCUUUACGAAGCCAGGAACGGAGUGCCCCAGCCAGCACUGGCCGAUUGGGAGGUCGAGCGAAGGACCCCGGUAACUGAGGCGGAUCACCCAGCCGAGCGCCUGAGCCUCGAGUUCCAUACCCUGGUAGACCAGGAACAAGUAGACGCCAACAGCCAUUACGACAUACGCAUUUUCACCGACGGCAGCAAGAUCGGCGGCCGGGUUGGUGCCUCGCUAUCCCUGUGGAAUAGUAAGAACGAAAUCACGGCCGUCAAACUUAGCUUGCCGUCCUUCUGCACCGUCUACCAGGCGGAGCUCUUGGCUCUGUGCGAGGCAAGUCGGGUUUUAACAAAACGUACGGAGCGAAAAUACGCAAUUUACUGUGACUCCAGGGCCGCAAUUCAAACCGUCACAGGACCUGAGAGCCUACACCCUCUAGCCGUGCAAACACGAAAUAACAUCAAAACUUUAUACCAGCAAAACAAAACUGUCACUUUAUACUGGAUAAAGGCACAUGCAGGGCUAGAGGGCAAUGAGCGCGCCGACGAGCUGGCAAAAGAGGCCGCGUUAAAAUCCAAAAAACGUUACAACUACGACCAGUGCCCCGUUUCAUUCGUCAAGCGAAGCAUCCGCUUGCGCUCGCUUGACGAAUGGAACAGCAGGUACAAAAACAGCAACACAGCCAGCAUAACGAAAAUAUUCUUCCCAGACGCCAUAGCGGCCCAUAAAAUUGUCAGAAAAAUAGAGAUGACCGGAGUAAUGACACAAACAAUGACGGGACACGGUGGGUUCUCUGAGUACUUGAAACGAUUCAAGUGCAAGGAGAACUCAUCGUGCAUCUGUGAGCCUGACAAAGUGGAAACCGUACCCCACAUACUUCUGGACUGUCCAGUUUUUGCACCAGAAAGAUUUAAUAUAGAACAAGAAAUAGAAUGUAAGAUAACAACAGAUAGCAUAGGUAAUAUAAUGAUAGGUAAGAAUAGGGACAUCUUCUUGAGAUACUGUAACCAAAUAGUAAAUAAGACGAAAGGUUAUGUGAGACUCCUACUCACUAAAACCCCGCGGCACCCGUCUCUGCACCAUGUGCUGGGUCUUGGGGGCGCCGAAGCAUUCUUCCAAAACCCAGCGGUGCCUACCCGUUUCCGGGCUCACCUCGCUAAGAGGGAAGGAGAGGAGCUAUUCCUUCCUUCAUAG